This is a messenger RNA of Trichomonas vaginalis G3, 552 nucleotides long. RefSeq names its product protein of unknown function, DUF4106 family. The annotation marks the transcript as partial. The record is from RefSeq and is a predicted model, not a curated record. The transcript has a single exon. NCBI's taxonomy places the organism in Eukaryota, Parabasalia, Trichomonadida, Trichomonadidae.
GUAGGACAUUACGCUGCAGAUGGAACAUAUGUGCCAGCUGGUGGAACUUAUAUACCAGCUGGUGGAACUUAUAUACUAGCUAGUGGAACUUAUAUACCACCAAACCCUCCAAGAGAAGCACCUGCACCAGGACUACCUAAAACAUUUACAUCGUCACAUGGACAUAGACACAGGCAUGCACCAAAACCAACACAACAACCAGCACAACAACCAACAGUUCAAAACCCUGCACAACAACCAACAGUUCAAAACCCUGCACAACAACAACAACCACAAACAGAGCAAGGACAUAAAAGAAGUAGAGAACAAGGAAACCAAGAAUUCUUAAAAAUGCUUAAAGAAGAGUAUGGUUACCCAGAUACUCUUGACUUUAGUGACAGAUAUAAAGAAGCUAUUAGAAAGUUCAAGGAAGGAAAUACUGACCCGAACCUAUUUAGCUUUAUGGCUCAGCACCAAAUGGGAUAUAAUUUCAAACCUGGAAAAUACAAGCUCGCUAAGGGAUAUGAUUUAAUAGCAUAUCAUCCAAAUGACAUGGAUGAAUUUACUCCGUGA